Messenger RNA from Cloeon dipterum, 1139 nucleotides. RefSeq names its product D-altritol 5-dehydrogenase-like. Gene Ontology annotation, molecular function: zinc ion binding; oxidoreductase activity. NCBI's taxonomy places the organism in Eukaryota, Metazoa, Arthropoda, Insecta, Ephemeroptera, Baetidae. Bases 60 to 1106 code for a protein of 348 amino acids. The record is from RefSeq and is a predicted model, not a curated record. The transcript has 8 exons.
CCACCUCUCUUUUCUAUAUCAUCGCGUCGAGUGGAGAUCUUUGGUAAGCUCCUAUUGAAAUGAGUCCGCGGCCGCACACGGCCCUUCAGUUUGACAUAGGCACCAAGCAGUUGACUUUGGGAAAGUUCGGCAAGCCACAAGUGUCAAGGCCUGACGAAAUUCUCGUGAAGGUCGCUUACUCUGGAAUAUGCGGCACCGAUUUACACGUCAUUCACGGCCAAUUCCCGUGCAAGAAAACUGCAUUUGCUCUCGGCCAUGAGUUUUCUGGAGUGGUCGAAGCUAUUGGCGCUGAUGUUGAAUAUCUGACGGUCGGAGACAGAGUAGUGGUUGACCCGAACAGCGGUUGCGGGCACUGCGAUUCGUGUUGGCAUGCCUCCUAUCACAGGUGUUCCAAUGUCAGUAGAACGAUAGGUAUUCUGGCUGACGGCGGCUGGGCCGAGUUCUGUGUGGCGCGAAAGGGCCAGGUUUACAAGCUGCCCGACUCCGUCACCUUGAAGCAGGGAGCCCUGUGCGAGCCCAUGUCGUGCAUCGCCCACGGCUGGGACAGACUGGGUUCAGUGCCGCACAACAGCAAAAUCCUUAUUAUGGGUGCUGGCAUAAUCGGAAACUUGUGGGCCUGCUUGUUCCAUCUCAACGGACACAGGGGCAACGUGACAAUCAGCGAGCCCCAAGACACCAGAAGGAAGCUGGUUGAGAAACUAGAGCUUGGAUAUACUUUGACAUCACCAACGGUGCUGGCCGCCCAAAAUCCGGAGUUUGACCUCGUGGUUGACUGCAGUGGCAGCGCCGUUGCCAUGCAACAGGCGGUCAAGUGGCUCAAGAUGGGUGGCAAGUUGAUGGUCUUCGGUGUUGCCAAUCCGCAAGCCGUUAUGGAGGUGUCCCCUUACGACAUAAUGAAAAAAGAGUUGACCAUUUUGGGCGCUUUGACCAACCCGUUCACUUUCCCUGAAGCAAUCGCUAUUCUGAAAACGAUGGGGCCUAGGUAUUUGGACUACGACAGGUUGGGAGUAAAGACGUUCUCGCUGAGUGGAUAUGGCGAUGCGAUGAAGAGCCUAGAAGCUGCUUCAGUUGCCAAGGCCGUGUUUGAGAUCAACCCUGAAAUAUGAUUUUUGUGAUAUUAAACCGAGAAAGCUUAUUAA